AACAAAGAGGGUUGUAGAAAGUAUCUAGAAAGUCAUAUAACAUGUACCGCAUCGAUGCGUCAUCUAAAGGGUUUUUCCAUGUAGAGGUUGGCAUACGUACUCUAUGGUAAAACUUUAUUAAUUUUGAGGUUAAUUCUCGAAAAAAGUUGUUUUCGUUAUUUUUUAAAAAACACAUGUACCUUAAAUUCAUAAUAUAAUAUCAUACGAUAUUAUUAAUUAACAUAUUUCGAGCGUACCUGAUUUUUCAUACCAGAAAGGGCUAUUUCCAACUAUCUUGGAGCCAUCGUCUUACAGACUUUAUGACGAUUAUGUUGGAAUUAUUCUGGAAUUUAUAGUAACGAGAAAUGAGUACAGCAGCAGCUAAAUAUUUCUCAAAAUUGAAGUCGACGUCCGAUUCUGAGGUGUACAAGACUUUAUUAGAAAUUCGGAAGAAUGUGUCCAACACGAAAGAAGGUGUCGAGCUUCUUCUAGACAAUAAAGUUAUUCAGAUUUUAGUUCAUUAUUUGCGGAAACCAAACGAGAACAUCGUAGACGUAUGUUUAAGUAUUUUGGGGAAUGCGUGCUUACAGAGGCCUGCACGGAACCAGGCAUUAGAUGCAGGAGUGUCAGAAGCUCUUGUUCAGUUACUGCGCCAAGAGGAACAGAGGGACAGUAUUCGAGGAAGAGCUUGCCGUCUUGUGGGAAACCUUGCACAGGACCGCACGUUGGCAGACAGACUGCACCGUGCUGGUAUUUCAUCUGUUCUAGCUCCUAUGAGCGGUUCAGACGGUACUAACUCUUUAGCUACCAUUCAGAUGCUAGUGAGAGCCAUCAGAUUGCUGUGGAGUGUUUCUCAGUAUAGAACAGAGAUGUUGGAACUCAAUUUGGUCCAGAAUGUAGCAGUUCAUUUAAAGACAUCACAGGAAAGUGCUGUGGGAAAAGAACUUGUGAAAGCGGUGCUCAAGGCACUCACUGUAAUAACAAACCAUUGUACUGAUGUUUGUGCUGAACAGGUACAUGCAGGAUCCUCCAAAUUCACAUCUCUAUUACCACUGGCAGCAGAUCCGACUCUACGAGAAUCAGUUCUUAGUACGGUUUUGAACUUGUGUCACAUAGAAAGUCAUCGGCCUGAAUUGGGAAAUGCUGGAACUGUUGAAAUACUCUUAGAUGCCCUAAUGGAUCCCAGUAUAUCAUACACAGAUCUGCUUUACCAGACUGCCUUUAAUGCCUUGUGCCUUCUGACUCGUGAAUCUGUAAACCGUGCUAAGAUUCGACAUGCUGGAGGACUUGCUGUUCUUUUAAGUGCCUUGCAUCGUGGGACAGAACCAAUAGCAAAUGCUCAGAGGACACAUGCACUCCAUGCACUAGUACAAUUUGCAUAUGAUGAUCUGGGCAUGACAGAGUUGCUGCAGGCUGGACUUUUUGGAGCACUGUCAACACACCUAGCAGCAUCUGUAGAACGUUGUGGUCCUAAUCAUGGACACAAAAUUCACGAAAAAAACAGGGAUAGAUCAUCCAGCCAUCAGAGCAACAGAAAGAGAGUUCGUGUUAGCAGCCCAAGCUAUGUUGCUGUCAAGAAAGAGCGAGAGCUUAGCAGGUCGUGGUCAUCAGAUUGUAUGGAUGGCAAUGAUAUUCAGAUGAUAGGAGACUGGAGCCCAACUAGUUCUCAUAGCUUUUGUUUCUCACCGGAUGGACCAUCUUCACCAUCUCCAAGUUCAGCUUCGUCUUCUCCACCACCAACACCAACAGAAUAUGACUGGCCUGAUUUAUACUCUCCUGUAACAGCUGAAUAUAAUGAAAGCAAUGAUGAAGAGGAGAUGGGACUUCAGGAAUCAUGGAAAGACAUGAUUGAAGACAGUGAAGCUGAUAGUGAUACUGACAUGGGACCUCCAGAGGUACCCCUCCCAUGCAGUGGUAAUGAUUUGGGCUAUAUUCUUGUGUUGCUUUCAAGAGUUUCACAUAUGGACUCACUGUCUGAAGGACAGGCAUUAGCACCUACUCUUGAAACACUGAUAGAUUACAUUGUGCAGAUGGAGACAGCACAGCAUUGUGCUUCCAAGAUUCUUGCUCGUAUAAUAAGAAACAGGAAAUGCUUCUUGCCACUAGUCCAGCAAGGAUUUGUGCUUUCUGUUCACUGCCGAUGCAUGCUGCCCCGACAUAAAGACUGUGAGAAAUGUUCAGGAGUUGAAGCAUUUGGUGCCACAAUAUUGCAACAAAUAUCUGUACAGGCUGAAUCAUCAUUUGGGACUGGUGAAAUGGAACAUGUUCUACAUCGUGGAGAAAAGGAAGUUCGUGCAGUUCUUGCACUGAGCAUACCUCACAUUAUCAAGAAUACAUCAAAACUGCGUAAGUUGUUACUUGGAUGCCAUGCACUGGAUAUUAUUCUAUCAAUCUUGGACAGUCAAGAUAUGGAAAAAUGUUUGAAAUAUGCUCCCCACAGCCUUCAUGCUCUCUGCCUUUCACUCAGUAUCAGCAAUCCAGCUGAAAAGAGACAUUUCAAGGAAGCAUUAACAGAAUUUAGUCGCUCAGUUAAUGAUUCUUCGGAGACAACAGGCGACAAAUUUGUGACUAUCCUAUUAGACUGUGGAACAAGGAUAACUGCAGACCGAGAUAUAUUGUGUAGGAGCUCUCCAUUUUUCUCUGCAAUGAUGUCAGAAACAAGCAGUUGGAGUGAAACAGGAAAAAAGGAGAUAACAUUGCAUGAUGUAGCUGCCACACCAUUGAGGCUUCUACUCUCAAUAGCUGUCCAUGGCCAUCCAACAGAAAGCCUCUACAAGAAAGCUGGUCUUACAGAUGUUCUUAAUACCAUUGCUUUGCUUGACAGAUUUCUUUUCGAUGGUGCAGACAAGCUGUGUACAAUGGUACUGCAGAGAUUCUUGUCGCCCAGCUCUGUUGCAUCGGUGUAUUUGCAAGCUGCACAAUGCGGACAACCAGAAUUGAUGACGUGCAUUCGACUAGGUGCACUGAGAUAUUUACUGAUAGCUAAAAUGCUUCCUACAGAACGACAGCAUUCUUUCAGAUUGUUGCUGCAGUCACAGAAACGAGAUAUUUUUUUGUCUGAUAUUUCAAGGCUUCUUAGAAGUGAACUAACAUGUUAAAACUGUUAUGUAGCUAAUGUUUUUGAGCGUCUUUUACAUAAAAGGUUCUCUCUAGUCUGUCAUAUUGACAGGAAUGUAAAAUACUAAAAUAGCUUAUCUCUUUUUUUUAUUGUUUUAAGUUUGGUGCUAUGUGAUAAUUUACUGUACCUGAUAUUUGUAACUGAUGUUCCCUGAUACACCUUGUGAAGCCAACCGUUUGUGAGAUUAUGGGGAUCUAUAUGAGACAGGGAGUCUGCUCUUAGGAUGACAUUGUACCUUUUUGAGAAAGUAGUGCACUGUUGCACACAGCUGGCUAAUACAGAAGUUAUUUUAGUAGGAACAUGCUGAGAAGGUUGCAAAUGGAUCCUCAUGUGAUAGACAAAAUAGUGAUGUUUAUAAUAUGGGUAGAGGGAAUCUACUUCCAAAUGACUGUUGGAAAAAUGUAGAAAAACAUAAUUUGCAACCUUUUAGACCAAGGGGCUUAUUCUGCUAGAAGAGUGGAAAAGUUUUGAGGAAGGGAGAAUGGCAAGGCUUUGUUCAGUAUUUUAUGUCAGAAAGCCACUGUCUCUUUUAAUAAAUGAGCAAUCGUUUUUUUAUUAGAUUAAUGUAAUAUUUACAGUUGCUACAGUAAUACAUAAACACAUACACUCUGUCUUUUUGUAGAUGAAGAUUACUUUUCCCCUGAUUGUUUUCUUUGUGUUGCAUUCUUUCAAUUCUGUACAUUAACCUUCAUUAUGAUACAAAGUUAGAGAAAAAUAUAAAAAGCAUUAGGCCAUUUACUUUUUGUAAUAAUGUGCUAAAGAUAAUAAAAUAGUUGAAAGGUUUCCUUUUUAACACUCUAAAAGAAAAUGUUAAAAAUGUAGUCACACAACACUGCUAUUUUAUCCAGUGCUUUGAUGCACCCUUAUCAGAAAUGUAUCUUUCAUGUUUGCUACUGGAAAGCAAUGAAUCAUCUGUAGCAGAAUGAUGGUUUAUAUAAAGUGAAUAUCAUUCUUUGAAAAUUGAUAAUUUUACAAUUCCUCAUGAUUACUUGACAGGUUUUUUAACCAUAUGUUUAUACUUACAGCAAUAUCCCACUCAAACUAUACUGCAUAAUUCUAAAGACAUAUUUUGUAAAUGCAUAUGAAGUAUCAAAGUCAGAAGUGUAACUUAUGUUUAGUGGACCUAACAUGAAUGUUGGAAACACUGUAUGUAAUGGAACUUCACAACAGAUUAAAAGUUUUUGACUAAACAGUACUUGAAUGCAGACCCAUACUUACUUAUUGGAGAGUGAAUGUGUAAUGUUUGAAACAAUUAUGUAGGCUGUGGCUUCAUUGUACUUCUCUACAUCCUGUCUCCCACAAACUCUAUGUCAGUAAGCUUUGCGAAAGAACCUCUGCACAGUUUGGUAGGAAAGGAGUGCUACCAUAUUGAGGCUUUAGGUAAUGCCAUGGGGCAUGUUAAGGGAACUCGAUUGGUAGAACAUUCCCAGUGAAAGGAAAAGUUUAGUGUUCAAGUCCUGACUUGAUUGCAGUUCUAAUCUGCGAGGAAGAUAAAGAACAACAUUGGAAAUAUAGGGUGGAAUAUGAGCAAUGUAAUGAGUGUAGAAAACUCGUCAACAUGUCAUGUCAGCAGUUUCCCUGUGUUCUAUCUUCCCUCAAGAUUUCUCAAGCUAUCUGUUCCUGUGUACCGCAUAUCAUUACCAGAAUGUAUUGAGACAAGCUUUCUCCGGUGAAAUAUUCCUUCUCCUUCUCCUACACAUUGCCCUCCAUUUCCUCUUGACUCAUGUUCGCUUCUCCCACACCACUAAAGGCAAUACUUUACACCUGUUAGGCAGCAAGAUUGGGGCAAUGUAGUUAGUUUUUUCCAUACAUAUAUGCAUGUAGUCUGAGAAUGAAUAGAAAUUUCUCAGCUGAGCUAAUACAUACAAGAUUUUGUUUAUAGGUAUAUCCACCACUCUGUGUAAGCCUCCGUAACAGAGUGAGCAGCUAUCUGUACUUAUUUCUUUAGUUACAGGUACACAUAUGACUGCAGAGUGAAACAUUCAUUCAGAACUGUCUCUGGUAUCGAGGAUAAGGUAACCAAUAGUAAUGGUCAAAUAUAACAUUUUCACAUUUUCAUUUAA
Messenger RNA from Schistocerca nitens (vagrant locust), 5160 nucleotides. RefSeq names its product armadillo repeat-containing protein 5-like. The transcript has 12 exons. The record is from RefSeq and is a predicted model, not a curated record. The coding region runs from base 345 to 3077 and encodes 910 amino acids. Gene Ontology annotation, molecular function: protein binding. NCBI's taxonomy places the organism in Eukaryota, Metazoa, Arthropoda, Insecta, Orthoptera, Acrididae. Gene Ontology annotation, biological process: anatomical structure morphogenesis. Gene Ontology annotation, cellular component: cytosol.